This is a messenger RNA of Ochotona curzoniae (black-lipped pika), 2059 nucleotides long. RefSeq names its product tripartite motif-containing protein 26-like. The record is from RefSeq and is a predicted model, not a curated record. The transcript is spliced from 8 exons. Gene Ontology annotation, molecular function: protein binding; zinc ion binding. The coding region runs from base 237 to 1790 and encodes 517 amino acids. NCBI's taxonomy places the organism in Eukaryota, Metazoa, Chordata, Mammalia, Lagomorpha, Ochotonidae.
AACUAGCUGCUUGAUAUUAACACCCAUCUAAUCCUGUAGGCAAGGAACCUUUUCUGAUUAGUGCCCUAGAAUGAAACUAAAUUUUUGAGGGAAAAGUUAGAAUAGUCUGAACAUAACACUCUUUUUCUCCUAGUCCCGUGUAGACAUUUGUGAAAUUCACAACUUCCUUUUUCUCUUUAUGUCUUCCUAGCAAGUGAGUCUCACUGUGCAGGGGAGUUCUGCAGACCCCAAGCUGGAUGAUCAUGGCUGCUGCCUCCCUGCUGAGGAACCUGGAGGAUGAGAUGUUGUGCUCCAUCUGCCUAGACUUCUUGAAGGAUCCAGUGACCAUCGACUGUGGUCACGUCUUCUGCUACCUCUGCAUCAUUAAGAUGGCCAGCCUGGUGGAGAACAUCUGGAGAAUGAAGAUAGAUGAGGAGCAAAACACCCAAGAAGAAAGACCCCCAGAGCAGCAAGCAGAAAAGCUGUGCAGGCGACAUCUGGAGAAGCUGCAUUACUACUGCAAGGACGACAAGCAGAUCCUAUGCGUGUUGUGCCGCGAGUCCUGGGAGCACAGGCACCACACUGCCAUUCUCUUGGAGAAAGCUGCACAACCUUUUCGGGGUAAAAUUCUAAGCCAUCUGAAGGUACUGAAGGGAGACAGGGAUAGAAUUCAGAAUUUUCAAUCUACAGGACAGGAUGAAAUUCAAGCCCUGCUGACAAAAUUCCAGAACUACAAGCAAGACAUUGCUACAGUGUUUGAACUGAGCCAUCAGUUCUUGAGAGAAAAGGAGCAGUGUCUCCUGGAGUGGCUGGUGAGACUGGAGCAAGAGCUCACUGAAGGGAGGGACAGCUGUGUCACCAAAGGCUUAGAGGAAGUGGUCCGGCUCGGGACUCUGAUCUCUGAGUUGGAGAAGAAGGCUCGGCAGCCAGCCCUCGAACUUCUGCAGGACCCAAGUGACAUAUCAAGCAGGUAUCCCAGGAAGAAGUUCUGGAUUGAAAAGCCGAUCAAUCCUGCAAUCAAAAAACAGGCUGAAGAAUUUUCAGACAAACUUCUUUCUUUAGAGAAAGGACUCAGAGUCUUCCAUGGAAAGUUGAUGAAGGAUCUGGAAUACAAAACAAUGAAGAUCGUCCUGAAUUCUCAGACAGCCAAUGGUUACCUGUCAGUGUCUCCAAAUGGGAAGAGUAUGAUAUUUACUGGCUCGUGGAUGAACAAAUGCCAGCAUGGCCAGCGCUUUGAUCCUGAGCCUGGUGUGCUGGGCAGCAGUGGCUUCACGUGGGGCAAAGUGUACUGGGAAGUCGAAGUGGAUAGAAUCUGGUGGGGGGCAGAGGAGGAGGAAGAAGCAACGAGGUGCAGAGGCGGGGUCAGGGACAUGGUCAGCAAUAGCUAUUUUAGUGGAUUCUUAGGCGUCAAUGAGGCAUAUGGUGCUCCUGGCUAUAGAAAUGAGCGUGAAGAGUUGGAGCAGAAGUGGCCUCAGGGAAACGGAAUAUGGCUCAAAUUCUGCGUAGUAGGGGUGGCAAGAGAGUCGGUGGUAAGAAGAGGAUUUCUCCACUUCAGCCCUGAGGAAGGAUUCUGGACUCUGCAGCUGUCUCCAGCUGGGGUCUCUGUGUGUACUGGCUCUGAUCCUUUCCAGAUUCUGUCCUACUGCCCGAGGCAGAUUGGAGUCGCUCUGGAUUAUGAUGGAGGGAAGGUAACCUUUACCAAUGCUAGGUCACAAGAAGUCAUCUAUGAAUUCUCAACUUCCUUCUCUGGGAAAAUUUUUCCUUUUCUGUGGCUUAACUGCAUGAGAUCCAGACUUACACUGAGACCCUAAGACAUGACCUUUUCAUUUUGUUCCCCCUUUCUCUUCUUUUUUCUUUCCCUUGUUCCCCUACAUCAUUCCUAACUUUUGAUCUUGACUAGAUCACCCUGACAGGUUUCUUAAUAUCCUAGGCUGACUAGAGCAGUGUGAUAGAGGCAUGAGUCUCAUGUCCUGUCUGUUUUUGUCCCUAAAGUGGGAAUGAUAAUACUUAAUUUCCUUUAUCUAUAAUGAAAAGGUUAUAAUUUCAUUUACAUAUUUAUUAAAAUAUAUGCUUCUAUUAA